CAACCGCUUGAGCAGCCGCGCUUCCGGCCGGGGAUCGCGGGGCGGGGCUGUGGCAUCCGGGCACGGAGUCACCUGCCGGCUGUGAAGCUGCCUGCAGCGCUCUCGGGGCACUCGAAGCCGCUCCACAGACUUCGCCGCCCUGGAAGGUGUUCCCAUCCGUCUGUCCCCAUCCCGCUGCCGGGCACUAUCUCGCCGGCGGCCCCGGGAGGCAGCGGUGCGCGUUCAUUGGCUGAUGCGCCCGUCCCCUCGGCGCUGACUGGCGCGGCGUUUCGUCAGUCCGGCGCUCGGCCAGUGCAGCGCUGAAUGCGCGGGCGGGGCGGCCGGUGAGAGUGCGUGAGGGGUGGUGUUUUCGAGCACUGAGGGCUGCUCGCCAUGGCUGGCGUGGAUUUGUUUUCGCAUCCCGCGCUGUACACGCGCUACCGGGCUGGGCUCUGCUCCGCCGCUGCACUGGCGCUGUUGCUCAUCACGACGCUCACCUACGUGCCGCCGCUGCUGGUGGCCUACCGGAGCCACGGUUUCUGGCUGAAGCAAAGCGCGUACCUGGAGCAGCCCACUGUUCGUUUCCGGUACGAGGUUCUCUUCGUCGCCACCAUGGGGUCCGGCCCAGGUAGUUUCUUGGCGUGGAGCACAUUCCCAGCGUUCAACAGGCUCCAGGAGGACCGGCUCCGAGUCCCGCUCCUGUCGACUAGAGAAGAAGACAAAAAUCAAGAUGGCAAAAUGGAUCAGUUGCAUUUUAAAUUGGAACUUCCACUACAACCAGCAGAGCAUGUAGUUGGCGUUCAGUUGAUUCUCCUCUUUUCCUACCACCUUUAUAGAAUGUCAACAUUUGUGAUGCAGAGCAUGGCUUUUCUUCAGUUUUUUUCUCCUGUGCCAGGCUCUCAGCUUUAUGUGAAUGGAGAUUUGAAAUUAAACCAGAGGCAAUUACUUAACCAUUGUGGACUGGAUACCAGAUACAAUGUGUCUGUGGUCAAUGGCACAAGUCCUUUUGCAAGUGACUAUGAUCUAACAAACAUCAUUGCAGCAUAUUGGGAUAGAAAUGUGACAACAGUGUUUUCAGAUCCCAGCCCUGUUUGGAUGACUGGAAGAGCGAUGGAUAUGCCAUUUAUCAUUAAUGCCACCAUUCACUACCCAGUAGAAGUUAUCUUAUAUCCUUCAAACACUGCACAUACUGUGACAUAUCAUGGUUAUAUUAUUUCAGCCCCCACCACAUACAGGAAAAAUGAAAACUGUUUUCUCCUAGAUGUGUUGCUAAUGUUUUUUUUUUUUGUUGUUUUUUGUUUGUUUGUUUGUUUGUUUUUUAGCUAUGCAAAUGCUACAGUUGUGGAGUUAAUGAAAUACCCAUUUGUCCAUUCCUUCAGAUGGUUGUGCUUGCAUAACCACUUUUUGCCUUUCUUUAUUGGGAACCUGUGUUGCUUUUCAGCUUUGCUAAAAAGGCCUUUAAGCAGUUUGUUAGCUAUUCUCAGGGAAUAUUUGUAGUACAUCUUGCUUUGGUUCUGCAGUACCUGCUGUCCUGAUCUGUGUCACAGAUGCCACUUGCAAAGCAUGAUACUGUAGUCUGUGACCUAAAACAAAUAAUUAGAAAUCUGUAUGCAAGAUCAUCUCACCAAAUAACUCCCGCAGCUGGAGGUUGUUACAUCUGUUCAUGUGCAGACAGACCAGAAUUUUUUAAUUUUUUUAAUAAAAUAAUUCUUUGUUCAUUAUGUUCUUCACUCUUUUUCUUAGACAAGAACAAAUCUGCAUUUAGAAGAAUCUGUAUGGAGCGCACUUCUUACAAGAUUUGUUUACUUGCCUGAAUAUUAACAAUAAGUACUUUCUGGUGACUCAGACACAAAGUAGGUUCUUUACCCAGACUUGGUUUAAAUAUCUUCUAGGACAGACCAUGUCCCCAGCUUUUGCUACCCACCAUGGUAGAAGGCUCUUAGGUGUUUCUGUGGUUCAGAAGCUUACCAUUUGUGGCACAAACUCAUGUCUUAACAAGAUUUGUGCCUUUCUGCCUAUGAUUUUCUUUGUUUAGAUAUUGCAGUGAUAGCAUCAGAAGCUUGUUUAUUAACUCUCCUUGACUUUCUUUAAAUAUCAGCCAGGAUUUUGGGAAAUUAUUAAAUUUGCCUGGAUCCAGUA
Molecule: messenger RNA, 2118 nt
Organism: Cyanistes caeruleus (blue tit)
Lineage: Eukaryota; Metazoa; Chordata; Aves; Passeriformes; Paridae
Source: RefSeq, a predicted model, not a curated record